Mesocestoides corti is the source of this 351-nucleotide messenger RNA. The record is from the annotation of a GenBank genome assembly. Lineage: Eukaryota; Metazoa; Platyhelminthes; Cestoda; Cyclophyllidea; Mesocestoididae.
AUGACCACGGCGGGGAGUGGGAUGGGGAAGGGGGGACGCGAGUCGAGAGUGGGGAACGCGACUGCAAGCAAAGCCGAGGCGGGGGCCGUCCAGCAUGAACGUGGUCCGAGAAAUUCAACGCUUCGGCGACAAGUCGCCUUGAUGCUUCAAGACCGAAUUGCACAUCAGCACCGACGCGACAUCCCGCCCACCUCUGCACCCGCUUCACCCAACUUCGGCAAACCACCACCCAACCAGACCCACCCGUUUACUCCCUCGCCGCAUUUCACUCCCACCUACCUCAGUGCUCCGCUUCACAUGCCCGACUGGUGCAAUCAGCGUCCAUACAACCCACCUCAUCCAGAGUCCUUU